Colletotrichum lupini is the source of this 246-nucleotide messenger RNA. RefSeq lists its product as uncharacterized. The record is from RefSeq and is a predicted model, not a curated record. Bases 1 to 246 code for a protein of 81 amino acids. Lineage: Eukaryota; Fungi; Ascomycota; Sordariomycetes; Glomerellales; Glomerellaceae. The transcript has a single exon.
AUGCGUUUGCUUUCCCACUUGGUCCGGCGAGUUAAAGGCAAAAUGCAGGACUUGAAAAAGUUGGUCAAUAUGCCAUUUCUACUGCGAAUCCACGACAUGUCGUCGAUCAGCUGUGGCACGUUUACGGUGGCGACAUCCACAUUGUGGCUUGACCCUGGAAGGGAUGAACCCGGACGGGCGUCGGGAUCACGACUCGAACUGCGACCUCAAACCUUAAUUGGCAAGGUUUCCUCGUCGCAUGGCUGA